Molecule: messenger RNA, 415 nt
Organism: Marasmius oreades (fairy-ring Marasmius)
Lineage: Eukaryota; Fungi; Basidiomycota; Agaricomycetes; Agaricales; Marasmiaceae
Exons: 3
Coding region: 12-338 (108 amino acids)
Source: RefSeq, a predicted model, not a curated record
GGUUACUCUUCAUGUUACCACAACUACCUCUUCGCUCUUUGCGAGCCGGUGCCUCUCAUCUUCGGAGUCAACGGUUUGCCUCCGGGGGUGCUCCUCAAUACAAUGAGCCUUCGGGUUGGCUUUUCGGUGAAAAACCUCCUCCACCUGGGCUAAAACGAGUGAAAGAAAGCUGGGAAAACAUAUGGUACAUUGGCAUGUUUGGCUCGAUGGCAUUUGCGGGAGUUGUGCUCUAUUACAAGCCAGACACUAGUAUCCAGACAUGGGCGUUACAAGAGGCGAAGAACCGAAUGGAAGCACGGGGAGAGAAGUACAAGUACGAGCCCGAAACCUCAUCUUAAUGCAUAUUUUGUGUCCGUAUACAGUACACACCGUGAUAUCAUUCAACUGUAAACUCCAUCUGACGAGCAUUGUCCUC